AUGUCGAAAAUCACAGUCGCUAAUGUCCGGACCCAGGUCGGAGAGCUCCUUGAGUACUCCAAUGAGACCAAGAAGCGAAACUUCCUCGAGACCGUCGAGCUUCAGAUCGGCCUGAAGAACUACGACCCCCAGAGAGACAAGCGUUUCUCCGGCUCCAUCCGUCUCCCCUCCAUUCCUCGCCCCAACAUGUCCAUCUGCAUUCUCGGUGACCAGCACGAUAUCGACCGAGCCAAGCACGGUGGUGUUGACGCCAUGUCUGCUGAUGACUUGAAGAAGCUCAACAAGAACAAGAAGCUCAUCAAGAAGCUCGCCCGCAAGUACGAUGCUUUCGUCGCUUCCGAGGCUCUGAUCAAGCAGAUCCCCCGUCUCUUGGGUCCUGGUCUUUCCAAGGCCGGAAAGUUCCCUACCCCCGUCUCUCACGCCGAUGAUCUCACCGGACGUAUCAACGAGGUCAAGAGCACCAUCAAGUUCCAGCUCAAGAAGGUUCUCUGCAUGGGUGUCGCCGUCGGCAACGUCGAGAUGACCCAGGAGCAGCUUGUUGGUAACAUCAUGUUGGCCAUCAACUACCUUGUCUCUCUUCUCAAGAAGGGCUGGCAGAACGUUGGAAGCCUUACCAUCAAGGCUUCCAUGUCUCCCCCCAAGCGCCUGUACUAA
Fusarium poae is the source of this 654-nucleotide messenger RNA. RefSeq names its product 60S ribosomal protein L10a (gene CRP74). NCBI's taxonomy places the organism in Eukaryota, Fungi, Ascomycota, Sordariomycetes, Hypocreales, Nectriaceae. The transcript has 4 exons. Bases 1 to 654 code for a protein of 217 amino acids. Gene Ontology annotation, cellular component: large ribosomal subunit. Gene Ontology annotation, molecular function: structural constituent of ribosome; RNA binding. The record is from RefSeq and is a predicted model, not a curated record. Gene Ontology annotation, biological process: translation.